This is a messenger RNA of Adineta steineri, 441 nucleotides long. The record is from the annotation of a GenBank genome assembly. Lineage: Eukaryota; Metazoa; Rotifera; Eurotatoria; Adinetida; Adinetidae.
AUGACAAAAGACGGCAUGUCAGUUGAAGAAACAUCCAAUCCACCAAAUAGUCUAGAUAGUGGAACAACAACUGUUAAUCAAUAUGCAACGAAAAAAACUUUAGCAGUUGGUAAUUUAGAAAUCGCAUUAAUUGCAACAAAUGCUAUACAAUUAAAAACUCUUCUUGGUAAUACAUCUAAUAAAGAUACACUUUGGUUGGUUGGUUUAAUACUUGUUUGUGCAUCAUUAAUUAUUCAAAUUUUCAAUGCUUGUAUUUUAGUACUAUUAGGUACAGAUGAUAUAUCAAAAAAAGGUCAUCAACAUCGUUUAGUAUCAUUAAAUAAUUUUUCUCUUAUGUUAUCUGUUCUUGUAACUAUUAUAAAUGUUGUUCUUAAUAUUAUUGUAGCUAUUGAACCGCAAAUCCUUAAUCAGACAUUAAAUGGAACUAAAAAUUUUCAUUAA